Molecule: messenger RNA, 855 nt
Organism: Olea europaea var. sylvestris
Lineage: Eukaryota; Viridiplantae; Streptophyta; Magnoliopsida; Lamiales; Oleaceae
Product: photosystem II core complex proteins psbY, chloroplastic-like
Exons: 1
Coding region: 121-711 (196 amino acids)
Biological process (GO): cell redox homeostasis; photosynthesis
Cellular component (GO): chloroplast thylakoid; photosystem II; membrane
Molecular function (GO): manganese ion binding
Source: RefSeq, a predicted model, not a curated record
CAAUCCCAUUGGACCUCAUUUUUUCUCAAUCUGUCCCAUUUUUUACCAAGAUCAAAAUUGAACUCAGUUUUGUUCACCUGCAAAUCUUUCAGCAUUUAGCCAAACAAAACUUGAACACCAAUGGCAACUACCAUGACUACAAUGGCCAUGAUCAAUACCAAAUGCCUCAACACCAAUACAAAGGGUACUUUUAACCCCUCCAAGAAACCAGUCUCUCUACUCUCCAUACAAAACCUCCCAAAAGGGCUCACAGCCACCACCUCAAAGCCAUUAGAAGUCUCAGGCCUGGCCGGAACUGCCCUUGCUGGAGUCAUAUUCUCCACACUCAGCUCCUCCGAUGCUGCCCUUGCCGCCCAACAAAUUGCUGAAAUAGCCGAAGGUGAUAACCGGGGACUUGCCCUUCUACUACCUAUCAUUCCUGCUAUAGCUUGGGUUCUUUUCAACAUUCUUCAACCUGCUGUUAACCAGAUUAACAAAAUGAGGAGUGUCAAAGGGGUGAUCAUGGGGCUUGGGUUAGGUGGACUCAUGGGCUCGAGUUUCAUGCACCCGCCAGAGGCAUCGGCCAGCGAAAUCGUCAUGAUUGCUGAUGCUGCCACAAGUGACAACAGAGGCCAGCUCUUGCUGUUUGUGGUCACUCCUGCCAUUCUUUGGGUGCUUUACAACAUUUUGCAACCAGCUUUGAACCAGAUAAAUAGGAUGAGAUCAGAUUGAGAAAGGUUGUCAAUCUUUAUAUUGGUUACAUACAUAUAUAUAAAUUCUGUUUCUGGUUUUAGUAGGAUUUAUCCUGGACAACUGUGAGUAUAUCAAAAGGUUAUAUUGAGCUUUAUGUAUAUUGUUUGUUCUUAAUAUUCUUUA